Messenger RNA from Phyllostomus discolor (pale spear-nosed bat), 1514 nucleotides. It is a transcript of the gene VSIG2, whose product is annotated as V-set and immunoglobulin domain containing 2. Bases 472 to 1458 code for a protein of 328 amino acids. NCBI's taxonomy places the organism in Eukaryota, Metazoa, Chordata, Mammalia, Chiroptera, Phyllostomidae. The record is from RefSeq and is a predicted model, not a curated record. The transcript has 7 exons.
GAGACUCUUACCACAGCCCGCGGUGAUAAAAGUGCUAGAGAUAGGAUCUCAGGGAGAACAGGAGGGGCUUGGAAGGAACGAGAAUCUCUGAAGGGGUCAGAAAGGGUCUUCGGUGUUAGGACCCAACGUGGUGAUGUCACUUGGCAGCUCACAGGUUGUCAGACCGCCGACCUCUGCCUCUGGAUCUGGUGCUGCAGUUCGGACCCUUCCAUUCAGGUGCCCAGUCCCAGCCCUGUCCUUUCCCCAGGGCCUGACAGCUUCACAAAUCUCGGGGAGAAUUAGUGCUAAAAUGGUUCCAGAACUGGGCCUGGAGAAGGAGAGGCGUUGCCUUACUCGAGGGCACGGGCCUCUCCCCUUGUUUGCUCUGAGAUAGCCAGUCUCAACCCCUGCCCAGCCCCAGGAGGCUGCCCUGUGGGCGCCGCCUCCCGUUCCUGGACCCGGACACCAGACCGAAGACGGGAGGACCCGGCCAUGGCCCGGCUGCCGGGCCCUAUGCUGUGCGGGGCGCUGCUGGGCUUGGUCUGCCUGACGGCCCCCAGCCCGGCGGUGGAGGUGCAUGUGCCCGCGGAGCCCCUGAGCGCGCCGGUGGGCAAGACCGCCGAGCUGACCUGCAGCUACAGCACAUCGGUGACGGACAGCUUCGCCCUGGAGUGGAGCUUUGUGCAGCCUGGGAAGCCCGUCUCUGAGUCCCUUCCCAUCCUGUACUUCACCAAUGGACACCUGUAUCCAACCGGUUCUAAGGCAAAGCGGGCCAGCCUGCUUCAGAACCCCCCCACAGGAGGAGUGGCCACCCUGAAACUGACUGACGUGCGCCCCUCAGAUACUGGGACCUACCUCUGCCACGUUAACAACCCGCCAGAUUUCUACACCAACGGGAUGGGGCUGAUCAACCUCACUGUGCUGGUGCCCCCUAGCAGCCCCUCGUGCAGUCAGACCGGUCAGAUCUCUGUGGGGGGAUCUGCUGUACUGAAGUGCAGCUCUUCCGAAGGAGCCCCCAGGCCAGUGUACAACUGGGUCCGCCUCGGAUCUUCUCCUACACCUUCUCCUGGCAGCGUGGUGCAAGAUGAGGUGUCUGGCCAGCUCAUUCUCAGCAACCUCUCCCUGGCCUCCUCGGGCACCUACCGCUGUGUGGCCACCAACCAGAUGGGCAGCGCCGCCUGUGAACUGAGCUUCUCUGUGACUGACCCUUCCCAAGGCCGCGUGGCUGGGGCUCUGAUCGGGGUGCUCCUGGGCGUGCUGUUCCUGUCCAUUGCUGUGUUCUGCCUAAUAAGAUUCCAGAAAGAGAGGAGGAAGAGGCCUAAGGAGAUCUACAGGGGUAGUGACCUCCGUGAGGAUGCCAUGGCUCCUGGGGUUUCUGAACAAACUUCUGUGAGGGCGGAUUCUAACAGUGGGCUCCUGCAGAAGCCCCUCUCUGCCAGCACUAUGAAGACCAAGUCCAAGCUCCCCAUGGCUGUCUGACUGCCCUCCCCUUCACCAAGUGGGAAUACCUACAAUUAAAGCCUCUGGGUACCAUG